AUGGCUAAACACAUCAACUCUACUCCUUUGUCUUCUAAGUGGAAGCAGAAAAAGGCAUUGGAGAUUAUGAAAAAGUUGCAAAAAAAAGAUACAAAUCCUAAACAAAAGCCCAAGACUGUGAGUUUUGAUCUACCACGGAACGUAAUAGUAAGAUAUGACCCUAAAAUGGCUGCUUCAGCUCAACCUGCUGAUUCCCAUGCCAAGGCUGUGGCUAUAGAACGAGCCAAUGAGGUCCAAGCAAACCUUUCAUCCGAGUUACCUAGUUUUGUUAAGCCUAUGCUUCCAUCGCAGGUUACAGGUGGCUUUUGGCUGGGUUUAUCUAAGAAGUUCUGUGAUGCACAUCUGCCAAAGCAUGAUGAGACAGUUGUGUUGGUGGAUGAAGAUGACCAAGAGUUCAACACAAAGUAUCUUGUUGACAAGACUGGACUGAGUGGUGGCUGGAGAGGGUUCUCGUUGGCUCAUAAAUUGCUAGAGGGAGAUGUUCUAGUUUUUCAACUGACUGGGCGUUGGAAGUUCAAGGUUUACAUUGUAAGGGUACAUGGUCUGAACGAAAUUGAUGGGGCUCUUGGUCUUCUAAACUUGGUUCCUUGUGGCAUCAAAAUCGACUCGGGGAAUCUUCUGGUAAAUGAAGAUACAGAAAUAGAUUUACAUGAAAACACUGUUCGGGGGAAGGUUUUAGUAGAGCUUGAUCAAUCAGAAGAAGAUAGUGAGUAUGCAGAUUCAGAUUCAGCAGUUUCUGAAGGACUGAGAUUAUCAAAAUCAGUUAUAGAGUUUAAGGAUAUCAAGAGUAUUGAUGAUUUCAGCAUCGUUGUGGAUGGUUUAGUCAUAGAUUCUGAAAUACCAAAACAUUUUCAGAUCAAAUACUAUGACUUAUGCAGCAGUCAAAAAACAUAUCUUCAUGAUAACCUUCUCAAAGGUAUCAAUGUUAAACUAGCCGUUGGCAUAAUGUUAAAAACUAUAACAAUCGCCGACGCUAUUAGAGCUUGUAAAGUCACCACGACUCGUGAUAAUUUUGAAAUAUGGGACAAAACUUUGAAGGCAUUUCAAGAGGUGGGUAUGAACGUUGAGUUCUUAAGAGGCCGGAUAAGUAAGCUUGUGGGACUACUGUUUGAUUCAAAUGAGCUUCUUAAAGCAAAGAGGAAUGAACAAAUGAAAGCGGAAGAGGAAAUGAGAUCCAUCAGGAAAAACCUUUCUGAUGUUAAAGAGGUGAUCAAGAAUCUCGAUGUUGAAAUUAAAGUGUUGAAGAUCAAAGCCAAGAAGCUUGAAUCAGUCUUUCAUAUGGAAGCUGAAUCACCCUGGUGAUGUACAACUGGGUACUCAAAGAUGUGAUUUUUGUGUAGAAAGGCAACGCUUUUAUGUCGGAACUAAAGCAGUCUCAUUUUUGGCAAAUGUGGCUUGUAUGAUGUCAAGAUAUCAUCCGUCUUGCCUGAACAAUGAUGGUUCCGAGCCAUUUAGGUUUAACGCUAUAAAUGAUGCAAGUUUGUAUGGUUUACUUGUAUAAUCUCAACUAGUUAUGACUUAUG
Messenger RNA from Erigeron canadensis, 1523 nucleotides. Its product is annotated as B3 domain-containing protein Os01g0234100-like. Bases 1 to 1302 code for a protein of 433 amino acids. The transcript has 7 exons. Gene Ontology annotation, molecular function: DNA binding. NCBI's taxonomy places the organism in Eukaryota, Viridiplantae, Streptophyta, Magnoliopsida, Asterales, Asteraceae. The record is from RefSeq and is a predicted model, not a curated record.